Messenger RNA from Fusarium oxysporum Fo47, 1074 nucleotides. RefSeq lists its product as uncharacterized. Gene Ontology annotation, molecular function: hydrolase activity, acting on glycosyl bonds. NCBI's taxonomy places the organism in Eukaryota, Fungi, Ascomycota, Sordariomycetes, Hypocreales, Nectriaceae. The record is from RefSeq and is a predicted model, not a curated record. The coding region runs from base 100 to 996 and encodes 298 amino acids. The transcript has a single exon.
CCUCAAUAAACCCCUUUUUGAAGCGAUUGAGUUUUUUAAUUUUAGGCUUUUACCAGUUUCUAUUUACAUGACCCCUCUUCACCUAUUUUUGUUUAUCAUAUGCUCGCAAUCGUUAUUCCAACACGCUCGCUCAGGAUGAUUCCACAGACGUACGCCGCCGCUUUUAUAACAGCUUGUUUAGUGGCUGGCUCUCAAGCCGGCCCCUGUAAACCUAGCUCCAGAAUAACUGAAGGCUUCUCCACGAGUGAUGUCUCGACUACACUCGGCUCCACAACUGCAUCCAGCUUAGUCGAAACCACUACGGUAGCAGCCUCCUCCACCUACUUCUCAAAUGAAGAGUCGAGCGUCAUUGUCACGGAGUCCACAAGCAGCACAGAGACGUCUGUAGACCCCAAGGAAACGUCUACCACUGCCUUGUCGACGGCCGAGGGCACGACGACCGAGAUUGCCACGACGACUGACGCUGCCACGACGACUGAAGCUGCCACUGAUACUGCCACGACGACUACAUCGGAGGCCUCAUCGGCUGUACCCUUCAUCAGAAAUGCUGGAUUCGACGAUGACGAUUCAUCUGUUGCGCCUUGGGAAACCUACUACGGCGAGUAUGACGUAUCCAUCGCCUCUGAUGUCAAGCAUGACGGACGCAAUUCUGCUCUCAUGGCCGCAACCCUAGGGGGGAAACUCCUCGGAGACUACAUCAAGCAGCCGCUCCGGGGUUCCAUCACUGCUGGUGUUACCUACACCAUCUCCGCUUGGGUCAAUGCAAACUACUUCUGCCCUGCUGCUACGCUCAUAUGCUCAUAUCAAAAUAACGCCUGGACGGAUCCCACGACUUUUGAUCUCACCACGAAGGCAGGCCAGUGGACGUAUAUUUCCUCGACUUGCACCUACACGCAAGAACAAAUUGAUUCUGGGGGCCUGUAUUUUAUGAUAGGGUUGACUUGUAUCGGCUUCCCGGGCCAAGCUUAUAUAGAUACUGCGGACUUCUCGGCUUAAGACGUUGAAUGGGACUAAUUGAAUUAUGUCGAAGUAUAGCAUAUGCGUAACAGAAAUUUAAAGAAAUCUACUUUUUAA